Molecule: messenger RNA, 660 nt
Organism: Colletotrichum spaethianum
Lineage: Eukaryota; Fungi; Ascomycota; Sordariomycetes; Glomerellales; Glomerellaceae
Product: putative acetyltransferase
Exons: 2
Coding region: 1-660 (219 amino acids)
Molecular function (GO): acetyltransferase activity
Source: RefSeq, a predicted model, not a curated record
AUGGUGCCCCCGGUCCGUACCCAGAAGAAUGAAGAUGCCAUCGCCUACGCGAGGACGCUGGAGCGAGUGCCUUGGUGCGACGACUACGAGAAGAUGAUCUCAGGCAUGCUCUACAGCUGCAUGGCGCCCGAGCUGGUGGAGGCUAGGACCCGCGCAAGACGCAUAGCUCAGAAGUUCAACACGUAUGUCCCGGAAGAGAGCGCGUCCGCGGAUGAUGUUGCCAACACCAGGAUGGGCAUGAUCAAGGAGUUGUUGGGCAAGAUUGGGGACGAUGUCUACAUCGAGCCCAGCUUGCAGGUGGACUAUGGCUGCAACAUCACCGUUGGGGACCGCUUCUACGCCAACUUCAACUGCGUUAUUCUGGACUGCGCCCAUGUCACCAUUGGCGACAGAGUCAUGUUCGCGACGGGUGUCAGCCUCAUCACAGCAACGCAUGAGACGGGCUUGCAGUCAAGAAGAGACAACAUUGAGUACGCGGAGCCAAUCACCAUCGGAGAUGACUGCUGGAUUGGAGCAAACGUCACAGUACUGCCGGGAGUCAAGAUCGGCAAGGGUUGUACGAUUGGCGCGGGAGCUCUAGUGAGCAAAGAUAUUCCCGACUACUCAGUUGCCGUUGGCGUCCCGGCCAAGGUUAUCAAGAAGGUAGACCCCGUGGAUUAA